AUGAAAUUAUUUUGUGAUUUACUUACACGACAUCGAUCAAAUAAGAAAAAAGAAAUAAUAAAAUCAACAUCAUCUUCUAUUAAUAUAUUAUCCAAUAAUGCUAAACAAUCUAUUCAUCGAUCUAUUUCACCUUGUUGUGAUCAAACAUUGAGUUUAUUUGAUAAACAAACCAAAUGUAAAUGUCAUUAUUUUAAUCUUAAUGAUAAUUAUUUGACAAAAAAUAUAUAUACAAAACAAAUUUCAAAUCAUUCAACAUCUUAUUCUUCUUUAUCAUCUCAACCAUCAAUCAAUAUCAUAUCUUCUCUAGAAUAUCCAUCUCAUACUAAAUAUAUCUUAACUAUUACUGACUUUUGUUUUUGGUAUGAUGUUCGAUCAACAUUAUUAGACAUCAUAGAUCGUGUUGUAGCAAUGGAUGAUAUUCAUCAUUUUAUUGUUGAAAAAAAUCAUUCAACUAUCGUAAAAUUUUAUCUACCUCAAUUAAAUACAAAUCAUAGAAAAAUACGACAACGACGACCAAAAACUUCAAUUGCUAUUCAAACAUCAUUCGACAAUGAUCAACGACGAAAUGUUAAAGUUCAAACAAAUACAGUGACACUUUUUCCAAUACAAAAACAAAAUUUAUCUUCUUCAAGAUUGUUUUUAAAUUAG
Messenger RNA from Rotaria sordida, 648 nucleotides. The record is from the annotation of a GenBank genome assembly. NCBI's taxonomy places the organism in Eukaryota, Metazoa, Rotifera, Eurotatoria, Philodinida, Philodinidae.